This is a messenger RNA of Sugiyamaella lignohabitans, 1383 nucleotides long. RefSeq lists its product as uncharacterized. The transcript has a single exon. Bases 1 to 1383 code for a protein of 460 amino acids. The record is from RefSeq and is a predicted model, not a curated record. Lineage: Eukaryota; Fungi; Ascomycota; Dipodascomycetes; Dipodascales; Trichomonascaceae. Gene Ontology annotation, cellular component: endoplasmic reticulum.
AUGAAGCUGACCAAUUUCUAUACUAGUGGACUGGCCUCUGCAGUUGUGAUGGCAUCGUCUGUAAAGGGCGAUGCUGAUUGCAACUCGGGAUCGGUGUACAUUUUCAAUGGUGGCUCAGACAAGGUCCAUCAUGACCAGCAGAAGCCAUUGGUUAUGAACAUGGAUCAGACUCAAUUGGUUCUGGCAGACUUUGCUGGUGUCGACGAUGCCGAAACUAUCAAGGAUCUUAACGACGCUUACUUGAUUGAAAAUAUUCGAUCCAAGUAUCACACUCACCAGGGGCUGCUGUCUAAAGGACAACCUCAACAACCAGUUGUAGUCAUGGUCGAGAAUUUACCAGAAAACAGAAGAAAAGAAUUUCUAGGUGCAUCUCCCGCAUUUACUAUUGACUGGGAACAUGCUCAUGAUGGCUUUUUCCCGGAAUUGGUUGAGAAGUGGGCUAAAGCUGCCGAGGACCUGUAUAACCAAGCUAAGCAUCUGGUGGCUGAGGGAUCAUAUUUCAUAACUGGUAGAAAGACUAUCGACUGGAAUAGAAUGCGUUCCGUUCAUAUUGGCAGAGAUGAGUCUGACGAGCAUGUCCGAGCUGUUCAGGAUGAAGCUCAGGAUCUCCGUUUGGCAGUCAGCAAUCUCGUUGACAAAGACGAUAGAGCAUUCAUUCACCUGACCUCGUUAGCAAAGGACUGCAAGGACUCUUAUGAAGAUUCAGUUCAAACAAUUGAAGACGCUCUUCACGAACUCAUCUCUAAUGCGCACGUUGGUUACAGAGUGGCGGUGAUUGUUCCUCCUGGAGCUUCGUGUAGCAGUUCCGACGAUAACGAGGACCAGGACCACGAAUCGAAGCACCAAGGCAAGAAACAUCACGGUAACAAACACCAUGGAAAGAAGCACCAUAAUAAGGACUCUGACAAGACUGAAUACAACAAAAAAAGUCACUCUAAACACCACAACAAAAACAGUAACCAUAUUGUGUCGGAAGACGACCAAGCCGAGGUGAGACUUCCCCUUGACCGUCGUGACUUGCCCGUCAGUCCUGCUCCUAACAGUAAAGGAGACGUUCGUGCGACGUUUGCCGCCAACGGAUUCAAGACCCUGGAAAAGUGCGAGCAGUCGACCAACAGCUGUUCGGGCCACGGAUCAUGCGUGUCAACUAACUACGGCACUUUUGUGUGUGCCUGUAAACCCAGCUACGACGCUUCGAAGAAGAAGACCACCAACUGGGGCGGCUCUGCGUGCCAAAAGAAAGACGUCAGCAUCGAGUUCCAGCUGUUCUUCUGGACAGGCCUUGGCAUUCUCCUGGCGCUCUACUGGGCCAUCAGCGUCCUUUUCAGCAUCGGUUCCGAGCCCCUGCCUGGCAUUCUCGGCGUCGCUAAGAAAUCCGCCUAA